Messenger RNA from Larimichthys crocea (large yellow croaker), 4148 nucleotides. RefSeq names its product patatin-like phospholipase domain containing 8 (gene pnpla8). Gene Ontology annotation, cellular component: membrane. Bases 887 to 3139 code for a protein of 750 amino acids. The record is from RefSeq and is a predicted model, not a curated record. The transcript is spliced from 10 exons. Gene Ontology annotation, biological process: arachidonate metabolic process. Lineage: Eukaryota; Metazoa; Chordata; Actinopteri; Sciaenidae.
AUUAUGAACACUACAGGGGGGGUGACUGACAAGUGUUUGUGCUAAUGGAGAAAGAGAGACAGCCGGCUAAUUGUGCAGUAAAUUAGAUAUUGAUACAACCUUCAAGGAUUUAAUUAACUCCAAUAUGUUUCCUUUCAAAGAAGCAUUUUUCAAUGUGAUAUUCUAUACAUCUCACACAAUAAACAGAUUCGUUGAUUGACUUCAAGCCCAAGGACAACCAUGUGUGAACAUCUCAGUUCAGAUACUGUUUUGUGUUUUUGUUGGAGAUGGUUGGCAGGGAUAUUGCAACACUAUAUGUUUUUUAUGUUAUAAUGAUCUAGUGUUAACACCAGUAGUGUGAAACUCAUUUCAUUAUGACAACUGGAUGAAAUGUUGCUCUCCAUGGUGCUGAAACACAGUAUAACCUCUGCUUGCUUGUGCUGCUUAAAAUAGUGGACUGGGAUCACAUUGACUGUACAACAAGAUAAUCAAACCUCAUUUACACUGCACAUACAGUGUGAUAGAUACUUCAUAUCUGUAUUUAAAAUAUAAUUGCCGUGAUUUCUGAAUGUGUUGUUUUAUUCCAGAGAUGUUUUGUCGACACCUAGCGGCGGGAGUCAAACAUUGCACUGUUAUCCAGGGCGCUACGUCACCUCCUCUCUUCUUCCUGUUUGGUUUUUUCCCCCCUAACCAUCACUGAUUCACAUACUGUACCAGCUCAAAUAUUUUGGCCAACCCGUCUGUCGCUCUCUGUUUCGUAUGGAAACUUUGGAUCAAGCUUCCACUAAAGCCACCGUAGCCGAUGGCAGGUAGCCCUGCCAGAAUGCUGCAUCGUUUAACGCAAACGUACAUACACACAGAUUAACACAAAGUUUUCUACUGCAGUUCCGAGUGAGCCAGCAAACGCAUGUCGCGAAUCAGGACCACACUCGACAGCGUCACCAAGGCAGUAGGCAGCACGGACCUCAUCUCCAAGUUCUCCCGCUUCAAACCCAGCAUCGCCACGGUCGACGGCGCCCAUGCGGAAAAAGCUCUGGCCAAAGCCGAGUCCUUGACCUCUAACAGCACAGCUGCUGCCUCGCCGCCUGAAACCGCCAUGAAGGAAAAGGAGGCUGAAGAAGAAGGCGAGAGGAACACAGCGGCAGAGGAGGAAGGCCAGCAAGUUGCAGAAAAGCCUUUUGUUGUCACAAAGAAGGCUACUUCCAGUUUAGCUUCGGCGGCGAGCGCGUCCGCGAUGAGCUCUACUUCGACUGUGGCGAAACAGACGAUGCAGCUGUUUCACCCGACAGCUCUGUCCACCAACAUGGAUGAGACCUACAAAACUCUGGCUGAGCACAUCAACAGUUACUUUGGCACCAGCACGCAAGUGGAAGAAGGGGAAAACAAGAAGGCGCAGCAGCAGCAGCACAGAGGAGGAGAUGAUCCGGUUUCUGAGCCCAUUCCCAGCACUGUUCCUCAGACUACUCUGGACCACAUUCCUGUUUUGUCUCCAGUAGCUGAAGCUAAAAGUACUGAAGCACCGACUACCUCUCCAUCAGAAAAGCCCAGUCCUCCAGUAGGUACACCAUCUUCAGACAUUCCUGCAACUGACAAGGCACCUCAGUCCAUCCCCGCGCCUGCCACCUCCACUAAAAAAGGCUUCACCCACUAUCUUUCCUAUCCUCGGCCUAGCGUUCAAGCGUUUGUCGGCAGCUACAUCGCGCCCCUGGUCCCCAAAUUCAGAAGCGAUUCCAAAAGCAUCGUCGCUGAAAAAGACAGCAAGUCGUCAGCAGUCGAUGUGGAAGAGCCGGCUGUUGACAAGGCGGGAGAGAAGACAGAGAGCGAAGAGGAGAAAGCGAAGCGGCAGCUGCUGACUCAAAGAGAGAAGAUAAUAGCCAGAGUAAGUGUGGACAACAGAACCAGAGCCCUGGUGAAAGGCCUGCAGAGGGUCACCGAUGUCAAGCUACUCACCAGUCGAGUGGAAGAGCUCAGCUAUCACCUCCUGGAGUUCCCAGAGACGCGAGGUGUAGCCGUCAAGGAGAGUGUGCUGCCCUCUCUGCUGCGUUUGCGGCAGGCCAGAGACCUUCCUCUUCAGGCUGCUGUGAGAGAAGCGCUGGCCCUGGUCGGCUACACCGAUCCAGUCAAAGGCAGAGGAAUUCGGGUCCUGGCUAUCGACGGGGGCGGAACAAGGGGGCUGCUGGCUCUGCAGACUCUUCAGAAACUGCAGAACCUGACUGGCAAACGAAUCCACCAGCUGUUCGACUACAUCUGUGGAGUCAGCACGGGCGCCAUUUUGGCUUUCAUGCUGGGGAUUUUUCAGAUCCCGUUGGAGGAGUGCGAGGAGAUGUACAGGAAGCUGGGCGCGGAUGUCUUCAAACAGAACGUCAUCGUCGGGACGGUGAAAAUGGGCUGGAGCCAUGCUUUCUAUGACAGCGAAAUAUGGGAAAACAUCCUCAAGGAGCGAAUGGGUGACGGGCACAUGAUUGAGACUGCCAGGGACCCAAACUGUCCUAAGGUGUCAGCAGUGAGUGCCAUUGUAAACAGGGGCUUACCCCUGAAGGCCUAUGUGUUUAGGAACUACAGACUCAUGCCAGGAAUGAGAUCCCACUACCUUGGAGACUGCAAACACAAAAUGUGGCAGGCUAUCAGGGCCUCGUCUGCCGCCCCGGGCUACUUCCAGGAAUUUGUCCUGGGAAAAGACCUCCAUCAGGAUGGAGGGCUCCUCAUCAACAACCCCACAGCGUUGGCCAUCCACGAGUGUAAGUGCCUGUGGCCUAACACGCCACUGCAGUGUGUGUUGUCUCUAGGCACCGGACGGUACGAGACAGCGGGCAAGAACAGCACAACCUACACGAGCCUUAAGGCCAAGCUCACAAACGUCAUCAGCAGUGCCACGGAUACAGAGGAGGUGCACACCAUGCUGGACGCUCUCCUCCCCCCCGACACCUACUUCCGCUUCAACCCCUACAUGAGCGAGGACAUCCCACUGAACGAGAGCCGAGUGGAGAAGUUGAACUUCCUCAAGAGCGAGGGGGAGCGCUACCUGGAGCGCAACGACGCCAAGCUGAGGAAGGCGGCCAGCGUGCUGGGCCAGGAGAAGAGCACCAUCCAGAGACUGGCCGAAUGGGGCAAGCUCAAGGCUGACAUGUACGAGGGUCUCCCCUUCACCUCUAAGUUGUAGUAUUUGGCCUGGUAACAGGGCGGAGAGACAGAGAGACUUUUUAAGGUAAGCAUACAUGGAGUGUAAAACUCCCAAGACUUACUGUAAUAGAUGAACUGUUGAAAAGGGAGCAAACUGGACACUGUUUUUUUAAAGAUUUGGAGUGAAAAACCAAGUCAUUGGUUCAUAUGGUUUGAUUAUCUACUGAACAAUAAAAGGACUGAAAGUUAUUUAUCAAAAAAAAAAGAAAAUACAGUAAAUAAUGUGAAAUUACAGAAAGGAUAUAAUUUGUUCAUUAUGUGACAGAAUGUGUCUGAUGGAGACAGAAUAAUAAAACUGAUGAAAUCAUUCACUUGAUUGAUCAGAGAAGGGACAUGUAUGUAUGCACAAGUUCAUAAAUGUAUGAAUUAUAAGCUGGCUAAAGGUGUUGGUUGACUGGACGCACAAAGACGACGAUGUGGCGUGACCAUAUUAUGGAGAAUUAAUGAUACUAUGAUAAGUAGUUGUUUUGAAACUUGCAUUUCAAGUCACUUGAAUUAAGAAUUAAGAAGCAGUUAACACAUGAUUGCACAGUGAGAACACAAACACGGCUGCCUAUUUCUAACUACUGUACAGAAAAAGGACUUCAUGCACUUUGUAAAAUAUAAUUCUUAACCUCCUUAAGAAAAUGUAAAUAGUAUUUGAAGUGAUUAUAAAUUGUGCUAGGAUUUAAGAAAAUACUGUAGAUUCUUCAGUUUACUGUCAUUCAUCUGCAGCCACGCUGACAUCUGAUCUGAUUCUAACGAGAACGUAUCGGAAUGUGAUUGCUGUUUUCCUCCUACAAAGCAUGUUCUCCAUUGUGGCUCAUUACUCAGUGUUAAGCUCUUGCCUUUAUCCUCCUUCAAGCCUGAAUUCCUAAGCCUUGGCUGCUAUUGUCGCACACUUUAAAAAGGUGACACACUUUUACAUUGUGAGAUUUUUCCCCGAUCCCUCCCCUCCUCUCUAGAAUGCAAAAGAAAAAAAAGUCCUGAAAAAUAAAACGUGAUCUAAA